Entrophospora sp. SA101 is the source of this 156-nucleotide messenger RNA. NCBI's taxonomy places the organism in Eukaryota, Fungi, Glomeromycota, Glomeromycetes, Entrophosporales, Entrophosporaceae. The record is from the annotation of a GenBank genome assembly.
AUGUCCAGAAAUAAAAAUAAGGGUAUACAAAAUGAUAAUGGGAAACUCCUUAAAAAACUUGAAGAAAGUCAACGACAAAAAAAUCCAAAUUAUCAAGAAUCAAGUACUAAUAAUUUACAUGUUAGUAAUCAUCCUUUAGGUUUAUUUGCAUUUUAA